Messenger RNA from Boeremia exigua, 942 nucleotides. RefSeq lists its product as uncharacterized. Lineage: Eukaryota; Fungi; Ascomycota; Dothideomycetes; Pleosporales; Didymellaceae. The record is from RefSeq and is a predicted model, not a curated record. The transcript has 2 exons. Bases 1 to 942 code for a protein of 313 amino acids.
AUGAACGUCAAAAAGUGCCCGUGCUUCGAUCAACCCCACCAUGUCUGGAUUUGCACCAAUCCACAGUGCACCGAGUCCUCCGUAGAUAUCCUUCAGAGGUUAUCGCGCAUGCUCCCGACCAACCCUGACCGAGUGACUGCGACCAGCUUCAUCACUCUCAGCACAUGGCCAUCCUGUGUUUCCGCUGGCCAAACGCAUGAGCCUCUGCGCUUCUUUACCCCGACUACAUCCUCGCAAACCUUGGAGAUGAGCGACUGUCCUCCACGCACUUUUUACUCGGCGAAGGCUGGCUCGACCUCUCAACUGUUUCUCCCACCCUUUCGGGGCCCGGCAAACCGCGAACAUACGCCACCGCUGUCUCGAAAUCUCAUCAAAGUACCCUCUAGAACUCAAGUUAGGCGCAACAAACGCCAGCUCAGAAAGUCACGGUCUAGUACCAGCCUUACUCCCCGUACCAGAAUCCUCCUCCCCGAGAUCAGCCGUUGCAUUCCCAGCAUCGAUACCCACCGCGCAAAUCCCGGUAUCACUAGUAGUCCGCCCAGCAGCAGUAGACCCAGAACUAUCCCUACCCGCCACGACAGCACUGGCACAAGUACUGUACACAAACGCAAUCACGAGCCGCUUGCACUGUUCAGACCGCGACCGGAAGCGAUUUUCUCGCCUUCAGUCCCUAAGAACCCCCCUUGCCUCCGAACAUCGAAAAGCCUCGCCAGAGCUGGGCCUGAUGCUCAAGCUGACGCUGAUGUUGGUGCUGAUACUCCAACUGGUACUUCAGUUCCAACGGCCAGAGACCUCGCUGAAAAUGGCGCAAGUGUUGAUGCUGAUGCUGAGACCGGAGCUAGUACUAUUUUUGAUCCUGCCGGCUCUUUUGAUGCUGAUGCUCGUACCUUUGCAGAAUCUCAAGCUCUUACUGAUGCGCUGGCUGCGACGACGGCAACGUAG